AUGUCCGAUCUUCCACGGGAUGUGUUAGAGGAGGUGCUCUCUAGGGUUCCGCUGAAAUCUCUGAGAUCAGUGCGAUCUACCUGCAAAAAGUGGAAUACUUUAAUGAAAGACGAGACCUUUAGAAAGAAACACAUCGCUGAUCAAGAAAAAUCGGCAGCGGAGAAGGAUGAGUUCCUGGCGAUCAUGGUUAUGGAUUUUAGGGUUUAUCUAACGAGCGUCAGUCUUGACAAUUUCGAUACUUCCAUAAACCAACUAGCUAAACUCAUCAGCCUAAACGAUGCAAAUCAUCAAGUCGAUAUAUCUAGAGUCUUUCACUGCGACGGUUUAUUGCUAUGCGUCACCGAAGACAUGGACUCGAGGCUUGUGGUUUGGGACCCUUAUAGUGGUCAAACAAGGUGGAUCGAACAGCCCAGAAGUUCUUCGUACUGCUUUUAUGACAGGUAUGCUCUCGGGUACGAGAUGGAGAAGAAGAAGAACGGCUCGCUUCGUCGCCACAAAAUCUUGAGAUUGUUGGAUGUAUACGAUACGAGUAGAGUUGGAGUCCCGAUCCGUGAGUGUGAAAUAUACAGUUUAAAGUCUAGUUCAUGGAAGGUUCUUCGUGAGACUCCCACCUGCUAUAUACACUUCAAUCAACGCGGCGUAUCUCUCAAGGGCAACACUUACUGGUGUGGUGAGCUCGAACCAGCAGAUAUACUACAUUGGCGUAGUUUCUUGGUCUGUUUUGAUUUCACAACAGAGAGAUUUGGACCGCAUAUGAAUCUGCCUUUUCACGCUACUUAUGACGAUACUUUGGCUUUCUCUAGAGUUAGAGAAGAGCAGCUUGCGGUGUUACUACAACGGAGGGGGACAUUGAGGGUGGAGAUUUGGGUAACCACUAAGAUUGAGCCUAAAGACGUGUCUUGGAGCAAGUUGUUCUUAGAGGUGGACACCAUGGGACCUCUAAGUAACGCUGUGAGUUUCUUCAUUGACCAGAAGAAAGAAGUUGCGGUGGCUUUUGAUAAAAACAAUUUUUUGCCUAUCUCUAUCAACGUAGCUUACAUCAUGGGAAAUAAUGGAUACCACAAAAAAUUGGAUCUUGGCGAAUCUAGAGAAGAUAACUGUUGGCCACUUGCUUGCUGUUAUGUACCGAGCUCAGUGCAAAUGGAGCAACCUGCACGGCGAAGCAAAAGGAAGAGGAACCAGAUUGUUUAUUAAACCAGUCCCAUUAAC
Eutrema salsugineum is the source of this 1209-nucleotide messenger RNA. RefSeq names its product F-box/kelch-repeat protein At3g16740. The coding region runs from base 1 to 1194 and encodes 397 amino acids. The transcript has a single exon. Gene Ontology annotation, molecular function: protein binding. The record is from RefSeq and is a predicted model, not a curated record. Lineage: Eukaryota; Viridiplantae; Streptophyta; Magnoliopsida; Brassicales; Brassicaceae.